AUGGCUGCCGCAGCACCGUCAGUUUCAUCUACUAAGGAGACUACCAACUACGCUCGCUUGUGUCGUCUGCUGGUUGAUGUUGGUACCCAGGCCCUCCGCGACACAUUCGAUGCCAUUCAUCCCCCAGCCAAUCUUCACACAGUUUUGGCGAGUAACAAAACUAAGUUACAGUCACUGAGAACAAGAAAGAUUAUAAAUGCAACGCAAUGGGGAAAACUCUAUCCUUUUAUUCCAUCCUCAGUGUCUUCCAGAGAUUUUGAUAUCACCCUUUUGACGGUUUUGCUGCGAAACUUUUGCGGCUUACCUUCUCCCAUAGCAGGCUGGGAUACACUUCCUGCUGCAACAGAUGUGAGUCUUGAAGCUGAUAUUGCCCGAGUUAAAUAUUACAGGAACACUGUAUAUGGUCAUGCUGAGUGUGCUUCAGUUGAUGAUGCGACGUUCAACGCAUGCUGGGGCGACAUCCGGGACACUCUGGUGAGGCUGGCUGGAGUGAAAUACAAAGCAGCUAUUGACAAUCUUGAAACUGAGUGUAUGGACCCUGAGGUUGAAGAUCACUACAAAGAACUGCUCUGUCAGUGGAAGAAAGAUGAAGAUAACUUGAAAGAUAAAUUGGAUGAAAUCGGAUAUGGGAUUGAAAUAGUCAUAAAAAGACUGGAUGAUUUAAAAUCACCAACCUUAACUCCAAAGGUGCACCUGGAUAACGAAGGUUUGUCUCAAUUCUAGAUUUUUACUUGCAAGAAGAGAUUGAUGGAUUGAUAGACCAAACCUUUCGUAAACCGAAAACACGAGUAACCAAGUCGCGAUUGAGAUUAAUUUUGCGACCAAUAAUUUGAAAGGGUGGAACAAAUAGAGAAGUUAUUAAGACAAGUGGGUGGAGAGACAAAAAUCACAGACUUGGAUGCAAACAUAUCCGCACCUACUUAAUCAUCUAAGAUUAGUAUUGCUAAGAGUUUCCCUUCACUGUGACUUUCGCACUGACUAUGGUGUUUUGUUUGUUUUAGGAAUGAAACAAUUAAAGGUGGAAGAAAUCGGGGACACAAACAGUCCUGGUUUGUGUGAAGAAAGAUGUCAUGAGAACGAACCACUUCAAUUUUACUGUCGAGAAUGUGAGAUCUGUAUCUGUCACAAGUGCAAACUUAUUCCUCACUAUAAUCACACUAGCGUUAAAAUACAACAAGUCGCUGAUGAACAAAAGGCUCUAGUCUUCGAUGUUCUUCAGCGCCUAAAAACAAAGAUUGACGCCUGCAAAAACGGAAUGAAAAGGUUGUCCGACUUGUGGAACAUUGUACGACACGAAAUCACAAUAGCUCGCACCUGCGUGCGAAAGAGUGUGGAAGACGUUAUUCGGGUUGUAAGGGAACACGAAAAGGCUGUUUUGGAAGAUUUAGAAAGGAUUGAGGAAGAACAAGACAAAAGUCAUGCAUUACAGCAAGAACGCUAUCAACUGUUAAGUGCGCAGCUUAAAGACAGUGUACAACACUGUGAAGACAUUUUGAAGAGAAACAACUGCAUAGAAAUUCUGCAAACACAUCAGACCGUUGUGGAACGUUGUAAAGGUCUUCUAAACACUUGUAAAUUGAACGUUUGCAUGCCAUCACACGUUAGUUAUUUGUCAAACGAUGAAGCUGUUCAGAACAUCAUGCAAACGAUUCUUGGACAAGUUAUUGUUAGUUCUUCAAACUCUCUGAAGUCAGUGGCUGAAGGAGCUGGUUUAGAAUGUGCAGAAGUUGGUAGAAAAAGCGAUUUUGUGAUAACAACAAAAGAUUUCGAAGGGAAAGUGUGUUAUUACAAGAACGACACAGUUACCGUUAGUAUCAAGACACCGUUAGGGGAAGACAUAGACGAGACAAUCACCAACAAGCAAGACGGUAGAUAUAUUGUGACUUUCACGCCAACUUGUACAGGAAUACAUCGCGUGACGAUAGAGGUGAACUCUCAGCCGCUGACUGGUAGCCCCUGGAGUAUUCGGGUACAUCCGCACCGAUACAGACACGUGUUUAAAUUCGGCUCAGGGGGAAAAGUUCAAGGACAGUUUGAAGAUCCCUUUGAUAUUGCAGUGUGCGAUAAGUCAGGCAAUAUUGCAGUCGCAGAUUGCCAAAAUAAUAGAAUUCAACUUUUUGGUUCAGAUGGCAAGUUUUUGCGUGAGUUCUGUCAGAAAGGAGACGGCCCUAGCAGAUUCCAUGAGCCGUUCUCUGUCGCGUUUACCAGGUCUGGUGAAUUGGCUGUCGUGUCUUCAGGCCAGAUUUCACUAUUCUCUGAAGAUUGUCAUUUUAUAACACACAUUACCAAUGAGCAAUUAAAAUCUCCUUGGGCAUUGUCUAUUACAUGUGACAAUCAAAUGGUUGUGUGUGACAAUGGCGACAAUUCAAUCAAGGUCCUCUCCAUCGACGGUACAGAAUUGAUAAAGUGUUUCAGUACUCCAGAUUGUGAUGAGGCUCCGUGGUAUGCUAUUUUUCACCAGGACCGAUUUUUUGCGAGCUACGAUGGGCUUGGGUGUGUCAAGGUUUUUAAUAAGGAAGGAGUGUUCUGCCGUAACAUUGGAAUGGAGGGGCCUCACGCUAGACGGUUAGAUGGCCCAUUUGGCUUUGCUGUCGAUAAAUAUAACAACCUGAUAGUCUGUGACUAUGAAAGCAAACGAUUACAAGUAUUUACACUGGAUGGGAAGUAUGUCCAUGGUGAAGACCAGUUGAAUGUGACACCAUGGUCUGUUGCCAUGUCGAAGAAAGGACAGUUAUUUAUCACUGAUCCAACUGAGAACUGUGUUCAUGUUUUUGAAUGA
Molecule: messenger RNA, 2779 nt
Organism: Pocillopora meandrina
Lineage: Eukaryota; Metazoa; Cnidaria; Anthozoa; Scleractinia; Pocilloporidae
Source: the annotation of a GenBank genome assembly